Molecule: messenger RNA, 1661 nt
Organism: Folsomia candida
Lineage: Eukaryota; Metazoa; Arthropoda; Collembola; Entomobryomorpha; Isotomidae
Exons: 2
Coding region: 321-1343 (340 amino acids)
Source: RefSeq, a predicted model, not a curated record
UUUGGUUGCUCGUAUCGCCCGACAAUUUCUCCCCGAAGUUGGAAUCUCCACCAGAGGAAAGAAGCGUAGAGGAAACCGCACUAAAUAAUGCGAUCAUUUUGAACAAAAUAUUGAUCGAGUCCUACACCUCGCUGAAAACGGCACGACUAGUUUGCCACUUCUGGAAUGAUAUCGUCCUCUCCCAUCCAAAUACAGGACUUGCGUUAAAAUUGGACGCCAAAUACGACGAAAAUAGGGACCCUUUGUCCUUCUACGAUUUAUUUUCCACAGUAGAUGGCCGGCUUGCGAAACAGGUCAUCACCACGCACGGUUCCAAGGUUAUGUACGACAUUACAUGCAAGCUUACACAUUUUUGUGAUAAAUUUAGCGAUAACGUGCAAAGUUUGGAGCUCUUAAUCGAUGACGCAAACUACUUCACAUGCAUCCAUAAAAUUUUAACUAAUCGCUGUCCAAAUUUGAAAAGGUUGCAUAUUUUUUGCAAAAUUGAUCCGAAUCUCGAGAACAUUGUGCUCCAACCGUUGCCCCCAAAACGAAAUUUGGUAUCGUUUGUACUCAAUUCUGAAAUGAAAACGCCGAUGCAGACUCUUACGAGUUUUUCUCAGCUUGUUAUCGAUGCCUCGCCAAAUUUAAGGGAGGUCACAAUUCCAUGGGGAAUCUAUCCCAAUUUCGAAAAUUCUAAAUUUCUCGCCUACUUAACCAUCACACUGGAUAACUUCGACGCAGCUAAGAUUGCGCGCUUUGACCCGGCAGCCCUGUCACGUGUCCUGAAUCAGACUAGUGGUCAACUGGUCAGUCUGUGCUUUGGCGAACACGAUUUACGGAAAUCCAUCUACGGUUCGAAAACCUGGACGAGGAAAGAAUUCCAGUUGCCGAGAAAGAUGCCGAAAUUGAGAAAGUAUCGAAACGUGCUGCUCGACGUUUUUCAGUGCGACGACGUCUUGGCAGAUUUUGAAAAAAUGCCCGCCCUGAAAACGCUCGUAAUUGGGAAGACAGAUUCAACAAAUUCGGUAUGUUUGCACGAAUUUUUGCAAGCUGUUGUCGACGCGGGGAAGAUUUUGGGGGGUGUGAAAACUUUGAAGAUCUUUGAGAUACAUGACGUCAUUUUUUUUGAGGGAUUGAAGACUGCGUUUCCUAAUUUGGAGAGCUUGGAGGUGGACACGUGUACUAAGAAGGAUCACUUCUUAGAAAAAGAAAGUGGGAUGAAGUUGGGCGUGGUUAUGAACGCGUGUGGUGGGUGGAGCGGGCUGAAACACUUGGAAUUAGGACUGCCAACGUAUCCAGAGGAAGUUAAAGACGUCCUUCAGACUAUGUUGGAUGGCUUGAACUUGUGUAAAGGUUGGUAACAUAUUUUUGAGAUUGUGAGGGAACGUCCAUAAAUGAUGCAAGGGAAAAAUUCAAAUUAUUCCAACCCUCCCUCCCCGCCUGUCGCACGUUAUAUCGCCUUUUAAAAUGUGAUGUGGCACAAAUAGGCCUGUCCGCAAAACACCCCCCUCAGGGGUAACAUAAUUUAUUGACGUCCCUUUAUUCAACAGGCAACAUGUAUGCAUGCAUGUACCUCGGACCUUCCUCUGGCUAAUACAUACAUCUAAUUCGACAUGCACUCUAAAAAACUUGGUUACAAUUAUAACCAGAAAGUAAUAAGUAAAGAUAUAUUUAUGAAU